ACAGCAGAUGCAGUGCUCUCAGAAUCACUGUGUUGUUAGCAGUCCAGGCGAAACAUUCAGAGAGAAAGUCUUCAACCAUGCAUUCGUUUACCGUUUUUUGUCCUUUGCUGCUGAUGUGGUCGUGCCAAAUAAAGAAAAGCUGGUCCAAUGAGACUACUGAAAGCCACGUGGGAGAAAACUUAACAACAGAGUAUGAGUAUUCCACAGAGCCCGUGGAUUACAGCGAGCUUGAACAAAUCUGCGAUAGAGGCUCCAACCGUUCGUUCCGUUCGUGGUUCCUUCCCACUAUCUACACGAUCAUCUGCUUCAUGGCCCUCGUGGGAAACUUUCUGGUCAUCCUAACCUACCUUUACUUCAAGAGGCUGAAGACAAUGACUGACGUCUACCUGCUCAAUCUAGCCUUGGCUGACCUGCUGUUUGCAAUUUCUCUCCCCUUCUGGGCAGCUAGUUUCAUGAGCAAGUGGCAUUUGGGUCUGUAUCCAUGCAAAGCCAUGUUCACCAUCUACAAGGUCAGCUUCUUCAGUGGCAUGUUCCUUCUCACCUGUAUCAGCGUAGAUCGUUAUUUCUGCAUAACAAAGGCCAUCUCUGCUCACCGCUGUCGCUCCAGUGCAGUCUUUUAUGGACAGGUGUCUUCUCUAGUAACCUGGGUGAUGGCAGUGAUCUUUUCAGUCCCAGACAUGGUGUUCUCUGAAGUUAACAUCAAUGGCACUUGCACAGAAAAUGGAAACAACUAUGAAGCCUACCGCAUUAAGAUGCUGCUAAGUCAGAUGAUCCUGGGUUUUAUACUUCCAACGGUUGUCAUGGGGUUCUGUUACACCUGUAUCAUCAAGACCCUCAUCCAAGCCAAGAACUUUGAAAGGAAUAAAGCCUUCAAGGUCAUCAUUGCAGUGGUAUCUGUCUUUGUGUUCAGUCAACUACCCUAUAAUGUAGUCAUGGGAGUGACCGUUCAGGACACAACGGAUUGCAACAAGGACAAGAGUCGUCUUUAUGCUAUGGAUGUAACCAGAGCCGUGGCCUUCUUGCGCUGCUGCGUAAACCCCUUCCUGUAUGCCUUCAUUGGGGUGAAGUUUCGCAAUGAUCUCUUAAAGCUACUGAAAGACUUGGGAUGUAUCAGAAAGAGCCACCUCAUGUACACCCACUGUGGUAAACGAAGAUCCUCUUUUGGCCUGGAUACAGAAACCACAACAACGUUUUCCCCCUGAAUGUUAAAGAUCAGAUUCCAAGACAACAAAAAUGUUUUACCAAUUUACUUUGUUACAUCGAGAUAAAUGGCUUCAUAGCUUCAUUCAGAGCUAACCAUCUGUGGAGGACUGUGUGGUGACAUAGACUGACACUAGUGUCUUACUGUACAAAAGCUUCCUGCAUUUUCAUUGCUCUUUGACAGAAGAACUGUCUGACUCUGUAUGAUAUAACCAUUUUAUGCUCAAUAUCUUGUUCUCGAUAUCAAUGUCUAUACUAUAUAUUAUACAUGCUUUCAAAAAUAAGACAUCUUUAAGGUUAACUAUCCAAUAAUAUGUUGGAAACCAUUUAGCAGCAAAAUCCUCUUUCAUGGUUGGAAUCCUUUAAAAUAUUAUUUUUUUUACUCUGUCUGAGAUAUUAUGAAACUAAAUAAAAAUACAUUUUCGGAAAUGACUGACUUG
This is a messenger RNA of Carassius auratus (goldfish), 1640 nucleotides long. RefSeq names its product C-C chemokine receptor type 7-like. NCBI's taxonomy places the organism in Eukaryota, Metazoa, Chordata, Actinopteri, Cypriniformes, Cyprinidae. The record is from RefSeq and is a predicted model, not a curated record. The coding region runs from base 78 to 1202 and encodes 374 amino acids. Gene Ontology annotation, biological process: immune response; positive regulation of cytosolic calcium ion concentration; calcium-mediated signaling. The transcript has 3 exons. Gene Ontology annotation, molecular function: chemokine (C-C motif) ligand 19 binding; chemokine (C-C motif) ligand 21 binding; C-C motif chemokine 19 receptor activity. Gene Ontology annotation, cellular component: membrane; external side of plasma membrane.